Molecule: messenger RNA, 1722 nt
Organism: Rotaria sp. Silwood1
Lineage: Eukaryota; Metazoa; Rotifera; Eurotatoria; Philodinida; Philodinidae
Source: the annotation of a GenBank genome assembly
UUGGUGAUCAAAUGUCUCUUUUUUUGGUGAUCAUUUCACAACAAAAAAAAAUGGUGAUCAUUUGUAUCUUAUUUUGGUGAUCAUUUCGCAACAAAAAAAAAUGGUGAUCAAUUUCAACAUUUUUUGGUGAUCAAAAAUAUUCAUGCCCAAACACAAAGGUAACUUUCAACACUUUCGAUACUCAUCUUUAGAAGUCAUUUAAACAUUUAUUUUUAAUGUUCAUCAUGAGAUAUGAAACAAAUAUGUCGAAUUGAUACUUACAUGAAAUAUCAGUUGAUGAAUAAUUUCUUGAUCUAUUAUAUUUAUUAUAAAAAUAAUUGUUUAUUUCAGAAGAUAAUAAUUCAAAUAUCAAAAAUAACAAUGGAGAAGAAUGAUAAGGAAAAAACAUCAAGUAAAGAAGUAAUUGUACCCGAUGGUGGAUGGGGAUGGAUGGUUGUCUUGGCAUCAUUCUUGAUUCAUUUCAUUAUGGAUGGAAUAACAUAUUCAAUGGGUCAAACAUUCUCAGAACCCAUGCGUAAAAAACUUGCACUUGAUCGAGCUUCAAUUUCAACUAUUUUCAGUAUUCUACCAGCUGUCACUCUUGGUGCAGGACCAAUCGCAACUGUUCUUACGAAUAUGUAUGGAUGUCGUAGAGUAGCAAUAGCAGGUACUUGCAUCGCUGCUUGUGGAUUUUUUCUUAGUCGAUUAGGGGCGAACGUCUGGUUUUAUUAUAUAACAAUUGGUGUCGUUGGAGGUCUUGGUUUUUCACUCAUGUAUUUGCCAGCUAUUGUCUCUGUCGGAUUUUAUUUUGAAAAAAAACGUACAUUUGCUAUGGGUAUUGCUGUAUGUGGUUCAGGCGUGGGUACAACUCUACUAUCUUAUAUCAUGAACGAAAUCGUCAAUCGUCCUCUACCACAAGAACCUAGUGAACAACGACGUCUAGAACGAAAAAUACGUAAAGAAGUUCAACAAAAAUCAAUGACAGAAACGGAUGCCAAGGAAGUUGACAUCAUUGAAAAAUCAUCAAACAAAUCUUUUCUUCGUCAAAUUAUCGAACAAAUUGAUCUUAGUCUACUAAAAAAUCCUGCAUUUACAUUGUUUGUUAUAUCGAAUUUUUUUACAAGUCUUGGCUUCAAUGCCAUUUACAAUUUUGCUGAUGAUCUUGCAAAUGAUGCAAAAGUUAUCAUACAUCAUCGAUCAUAUAUUGUUAUGUCAAUUGGUCUCUCAAAUAUUUUCGGUCGUAUUAUUAUCGGUUUUAUCGGUGAUCGAAAAUGUGUAAAUCGACUUCUAUUUUUCAUUGUAGCAUUGAUUAUUUCUGGUGUUGCUACAAUGGUUGCUCCAUUAUGUGGUGCUUCUGUUUUUCUACAUAUCGGUUAUGCAUCUGCUUUUGGCUUCUUUGCAGGUGGUUAUGUUACUUUAACAUCAAUUGUUCUUAUUGAUAUAGUUGGUAUUAAUAAACUGUCGGAUGCAUUCGGUGUUUUUUUACUUUUUGUUGGUAUUGCUACUGCCAUUGGAACACCAAUUGUAGGUGCCAUGCGGGAUGCUUUUGCUAAAUUUGAUCGACCGUUUCUUUGGCCAUAUUUUAUUUUUGGUACUUGUACUGUUAUCAGUGGUAUCGUACUCUUUGCCAUUCCUUUAUUACAACGAAAAAAGUUAAAUGACAAUCAAAUAGAAAUGGAUUUUGAUACAACCACCACGAAAGGCGAUCUAUCAAAUGAAGAACAACAAGAACAAAAUGUUUAA